Molecule: messenger RNA, 1487 nt
Organism: Gadus chalcogrammus (walleye pollock)
Lineage: Eukaryota; Metazoa; Chordata; Actinopteri; Gadiformes; Gadidae
Gene: gjb9b
Product: gap junction protein beta 9b
Exons: 3
Coding region: 321-1145 (274 amino acids)
Biological process (GO): cell communication
Cellular component (GO): connexin complex
Source: RefSeq, a predicted model, not a curated record
CACAAGCUGAAGAAGUGACGGUUACUAAGUAACAAGCUAAUAAGCCGACCCUGCCCUUAAUUCCUGAGGCAGGCUUGGUAUGUCCAAACCUCACAUCCGCAGUAGAACAUAGUGAAGUUUGCCGUCCCAGGACCAUAUCUCCCGAAUGAUUAUAUGACCUUCUCUCCCUUAGCUUCUCUGAGGGAAACGUUUGAUCACACGUCCCCCAUAUCCUCCCCUCCUGAUCGGUCAGGAUCUUCUGAGGUUCCUCCCGGGUCUUCCCCACUGCCCCCUUCCCUUCUUCAACCUUUGUCAGCGGCGCGGCGGCGUCGGCAGCAGCCAUGAACUGGUCCUCCCUGGAGGGGCUCCUCAGCGGGGUCAACCAGUACUCCACGGGCUUCGGCCGCAUCUGGCUCUCCAUGGUCUUCAUCUUCCGCGUGAUGGUGUUCGUGGUGGCCGCGCAGCGCGUGUGGGGCGACGAGAACAAGGACUUUGUGUGCAACACCCUCCAGCCGGGCUGCAACAACGUGUGCUACGACAGCAUCUUCCCCAUCUCCCACAUCCGCCUGUGGGCCAUGCAGCUCAUCUUCGUCACCUGCCCGUCGCUGAUGGUGGUGGGCCACGUGGAGUACCGCAAGAAGAAAGACCUGCAGUACACCACCUCUCACGAGGGCCAUCACCUCUACGCCAACCCGGGGAAGAAGCGCGGGGGGCUUUGGUGGACGUAUCUGCUCAGUCUGAUCUUCAAGGCAGGAUUCGACGCCGCCUUCCUCUACAUCCUCUACUACAUCUACGAGGGCUACGACAUGCCCAGCCUCUCGAAGUGCAACCUGGCGCCCUGCCCCAACGUGGUCGACUGCUACAUCUCCCGGCCCACCGAGAAGAAGAUCUUCACCCUGUUCAUGGUGAUCUCCUCCAGCUUGUGCGUGCUCAUGUGCAUCUGUGAGAUGGUGUACCUCAUCUUCAAGCGCAUCCAAAAGCUACUGGUGAAGAAGAGGGAGGCGGACAGUAGGUUGUUCGCCGAACGCCACGAGAUGAAGCCGCUGGCCCGGCCGCGGUCGGACUUCAGGUCGAAGAUGUCCAUCCGGGUGGACCCCACGAACACGGCGUCCAUACAGAACCUGAGCAACACAAAAAGAGAGGAGGCGCCCCCUAAGAAAAAGUGAAGAGGAGGACGAGGAAGGGAGGGAGAGGCCGUGGAAGAGAGCGAAUGAGUCAGGGAGCUGCUGUGCAGCCUUGAGGUUAACUUUGAGCAGACUCUGUGGAGGAGAUUUCAAAACAAACUCAGAAAACUCUGAAAAUCUUCCGCCCAAACUUUUUCCAUUAAUUUCAUGCUAAAUGAUAUAGAAUACAUGAAAAAAUAAACACUGCACUCAAAGAAAUGAAGGGGAUAAUAAAAGGGAAUGAAAUGGGAAAAAAAUAUUUUAACCCCAUCAUUCAUUGUUGGAAAGGUUUGGUAGUUAUCUGCAAACAAAAGGAUUGCUUGUUUGAAAAUUACUAUUCUUGUA